This is a messenger RNA of Fusarium sp. VM40, 1050 nucleotides long. The record is from the annotation of a GenBank genome assembly. Lineage: Eukaryota; Fungi; Ascomycota; Sordariomycetes; Hypocreales; Nectriaceae.
AUGGCCUCAAAGAACGUGUUCAUCACUGGCACCACCGGCUUCAUUGGAGGCGACGCCUUGUAUGCUUUGAACAAAGCCCAGCCUAGCUGGAGCUACACCAUCCUCGUCAGAAGCGAGGACAAGGGCAAGGCUGUUCAAAAGCAAUAUCCUGAUGUGAAGCUGGCCAUCGGUUCUCUGGAUGACUACGAGGUCAUCAAGAAGGCUGCCUCCGAAGCUGAUAUAGUCAUUCAUACUGCUGAAAGCUCCGACCACCAAGAAUCUGUUCGAGCUAUCGCCGCUGGGCUCCGAUCCACCCACUCCAGUUCGAACCCAGGCCACUACAUCCACAUCAGCGGCACAGGUAUCCUUUGCUGGUACGACCAGGACAACAAACGCUAUGGAGAAGCUCCUCUCCCCGAGCAAUCUUACAACGACUUGGAGGGGGUUGACAAGGUGACAUCUCUGCCCGACACUGCAUUCCAUCGCGAUGUCGACAAGAUCGUGCUUGAAGAGGCCGCCAAGGACCCAGAAGCUGUAAAGGUCGCCAUUGUGUGCCCUCCCACUAUCUACGGAACUGGCCGUGGACCUACCAACCAGCGAAGCCGACAGAUCCCAGGCCUGACCGAGACCACAUUAGAGAAAGGCUUCGGACCAAUCAUCGGCGCCGGCGAGACAGAAUGGGAUAACGUCCACGUCCACGAUCUGUCAAAGCUCCUAGUCCAACUGUCCGAGCGAGCAGCAUCAUCCGACCAACAAGAUGAGCAGGAAAUCUGGGGACCAAAGGGUUACUUCUUUGCAGAGAAUGGCAAGCACAAGUGGAGCGAGAUCUCGACCCUCAUUGCGAAGGAGGCGCGUAAGCAGGGUCUUAUUGACAGUGAUGAGACAAAGGUUCUGGAUGUCGACGAGGCUCAGAAGAAGCUGGGCUUCCAGGCCCUGUCUUGGGGACUGAACAGUCGUGGUGAAGCGAAGCGGGCUCGUAAGUAUCUUGGUUGGAAGCCCGAGAGUCCUAGUCUGGAGGAGUGGUUGCCCGAGUCAGUACAGACUGAAGCCAAGCUGUUGAACAAAGCAUAG